Macadamia integrifolia is the source of this 1415-nucleotide messenger RNA. RefSeq names its product polygalacturonase-like. The record is from RefSeq and is a predicted model, not a curated record. The annotation marks the transcript as partial. Gene Ontology annotation, molecular function: polygalacturonase activity. The transcript has 4 exons. Lineage: Eukaryota; Viridiplantae; Streptophyta; Magnoliopsida; Proteales; Proteaceae. Gene Ontology annotation, biological process: carbohydrate metabolic process.
UUACCUUCCAAAAAAACACUCUUCUUCUUUUGCUCUUCAAAUUCCCAUCCAUCUCUCUCUCUCUCUCUCUCUCUCUCCUUUGUCGCAAUGAACUUUCUUCUCUUACUUCUCUUCCUCUUGUUCUGCUCUGCAAUGUCCACUCCAACCUACAAUGUUGUUCAGUUAGGUGCCAAAAAUGACGGCAAAACCGACUCGACGAAAGCAUUUCAGACUGCCUGGACCAAUGCUUGCAGUUCUCACCGGUCGGCCAUUAUAUACGUCCCACAGGGAAGGUAUUUGCUCAAAAACGUCUACUUUAACGGUAAGUGCAAUAACACCCAUAUCACCAUAAACAUCGACGGCACCCUCGUCGCUCCAUCCAACUACAAUGAGAUCGGCAACACUGGAACAUGGAUCAUGUUCAAGUCCGUUACUGGUGUUACCAUCCGCGGCGGAACCCUUGAUGGGCAAGGCUCUUCUCUCUGGGCUUGCAAGUCCGCCGGCAAGGAGUGCCCCUCCGGAGCUUCGAGUCUAGGCUUCAGCAACUCGGAAAACAUUGUAAUCAGUGGAUUAAAGUCAUUAAAUAGCCAAUUGUUUCACAUUUUCGUCAACGGCUGCAAGAAUGUCAAUUUCCGAGGGGUGACCAUAUCGGCGGCAGGCGACAGCCCAAACACGGAUGGUAUUCACGUACAGUUAUCGAGCAGUGUCACGAUCUUAGGAGCUAACAUCAAGACCGGGGAUGAUUGCAUCUCUAUUGGGCCGGGCGCUGCAAACCUUUGGAUCCAACACAUUUCAUGUGGUCCCGGACAUGGUAUCAGCAUUGGAAGUCUGGGUAAGGAUAAUCAAGAGCAAGGCGUGCAGAACGUGACUGUUAAAGCCGUUACUUUUAAUGGGACUCAAAACGGUUUCAGAAUCAAAACGUGGGGAAGAGCCAGUAACGGUUUCGUAAAAGGAGUCCUUUUCGAAGGCGGCACCAUGAAGAAUGCCAAUAAUCCAAUCGUUAUUGACCAAAAUUACUGCCCAAGCAAGGAAGAUUGCCCUGGAAAGGUUUCAGGUGUUAAAAUCAGUCAUGUGACAUAUAGUAAUAUCCAUGGUUCUUCUGCUUCGGAAGUUGCAGUGAAGUUCGACUGCAGCUCUGAGAAUCCAUGUAGUGAUAUCAGAUUGGAAGAUGUUGAGCUUACUUAUGGUAAUCAGACGGCUCAAUCGUCUUGUACAAAUGCUGGUGGAACAUCUUAUGGUGUGGUAAAUCCUUCAAGCUGUUUGUAGUGUGAGAAGUGAAAAAAAAAAAAAAAAAAAUCACUUCCAAUACCAUAAAUACAAAAGAUUUUCUUUUUCCUAUUUUUGGAAUUGCAUCUAUAUGUAUUGAAGUGCAAGUGCCAUAGUUUAGGCAACAAUAGAAAUGAUCUGGUUUGCAGUUCAGAUCUUGGCGAGCGUAA